Messenger RNA from Rhododendron vialii, 1466 nucleotides. Its product is annotated as glycosyltransferase BC10-like. The transcript is spliced from 2 exons. The record is from RefSeq and is a predicted model, not a curated record. Bases 236 to 1414 code for a protein of 392 amino acids. Gene Ontology annotation, cellular component: membrane. Lineage: Eukaryota; Viridiplantae; Streptophyta; Magnoliopsida; Ericales; Ericaceae. Gene Ontology annotation, molecular function: glycosyltransferase activity.
GAAGGCACAUAUUUUUAGAGGGAAAACAUUCUUUCUAGAGUGAAGAUAUUCUCCCUCUCUAGACAAGUAAUACCUUCCCCGGAAGACCGGAACCAAUUUUCUUCUUCUCCAUUCUUUGAAGAGGGCCAUCGCUUUCUUCCCAAGUACUACUUAUCUUCCAACUCUCCUCUCUCUCUCUCUCCAAAGACAACCUUUAGUUUCUCUCUCUCUCUCUCUCUCUCUCUCUCUCUCUCCAAUGAAGAAUGAGAAGAACCAGGGCCAAGCAACCUCAACUACAAAAGUACCAUUUAUUUCCUUGAUCCAUCAUUCCAGCCUCAUCACUAAUUUGAUUCUCGUCGCUCUUGGUUUAACCAUUGGAAUCACGUGUACUUCCUACAUCAAUGGCUUUUUUCCCUUCAACCACGAGCUCAACAAACUCUUCUACAACAUCCCGUCGCCUCUCGAGGCUCCUCCGACUCCGGACACACCAAGAAUUGCCAAUUACAGUCAGAGUGAAAGCUCCUUCAGUGAUCAUGAAAUAGUGGAAGACGAAGAGUUAACGCGGAGAGCUUCAACGGUUCCUCGUAUUCCCCAAGCUCCAUUCCAGCUUGUCCCAAAGGUUGCCUUCUUGUUUUUGACAAGAGGGGAUUUGCCCCUGGCGCCACUGUGGGAGAAGUUCUUUGAAGGGCAUAAAGGGAAAUACUCCAUCUAUGUCCAUUCCAGUCCAUCUUUUAACGACACAGCGCCUAGAAAUUCAGUUUUCUAUGGCACAAGAAUCCCUAGCAAGGAAGUACAGUGGGGAAAAUUCAACAUGGUCGAAGCAGAGCGCCGCCUGUUAGCAAACGCCUUGCUCGACCUCUCAAACCAGCGUUUCGUUCUCCUCUCCGAGUCUUGCAUUCCCCUCUACAACUUCCUCACCGUCUACGCUUACCUCAUCGGCUCCAACCAAACCUACGUGGAGGCCUACGACCUACCAGGACCCACCGGCCGCGGUCGAUACAGACACCGACUAGCCCCGGUGAUCGCCAAAGAGCAAUGGCGGAAGGGGUCGCAGUGGUUCGAGAUGGACCGCGACCUUGCCGUCGAGGUGAUCUCCGACUGCACAUAUUUUCCGACUUUCAAGAGAGUGUGUAAAUCGGUCAAAUGUUAUGGGGACGAGCAUUACUUGCCAACAUUUGUGAAUAUGAGAUCUGGGGAGAAGAAUUCGAAUAGGAGUGUGACUUGGGUAGAUUGGUCGAAGGGUGGAAUCCAUCCAUUUCCCUUUGCCAGAAAACAUGUGACCAAUGGGUUGUGGGAGAGGAUUAGGAAUGGAAGCAAAUGUGAGUACAAUGGGAAGAGAACUAGUGUUUGUUUCUUGUUUGCAAGGAAAUUCCUGCCUGGUAGUUUGCCUAGGUUAUUGAGAUUUCCUCCAAUUACGAUGAACUUGAAUUUGUAAAUGCGACCUGAUAGCCCCAUUCUUUCUAAAUUUUUUUCGAGGUUUUGGUUUU